This is a messenger RNA of Ambispora leptoticha, 273 nucleotides long. The record is from the annotation of a GenBank genome assembly. Lineage: Eukaryota; Fungi; Glomeromycota; Glomeromycetes; Archaeosporales; Ambisporaceae.
AUGGAAUUAGAAGUUUGUGCCUAUUCACCCGAAACGCCAGGAACAGUUACGGACAUUUAUAAACAUGAUCAUACUACCAAUGCAUUAGCAUUAGAAUCCCUGAUCUCAAAAAUUCGAGUCGCUAUUCGUAAGGCAAAGCAGAUUCAACCUGCUCAAUUUCAAUAUGCAGCUAAUAAAGCAUUUAAAGUUAAUGUCAAAGAAGAUAAAGCUAUUUAUCAAUCUUUAACUGGAGAGACAUCACAGCAUUGGGUAACAACAACUAAUUUAUCAUAA